This is a messenger RNA of Fonsecaea nubica, 987 nucleotides long. RefSeq lists its product as hypothetical. Gene Ontology annotation, biological process: catechol-containing compound metabolic process. Gene Ontology annotation, molecular function: ferric iron binding; catechol 1,2-dioxygenase activity. Bases 1 to 987 code for a protein of 328 amino acids. The record is from RefSeq and is a predicted model, not a curated record. The transcript is spliced from 3 exons. NCBI's taxonomy places the organism in Eukaryota, Fungi, Ascomycota, Eurotiomycetes, Chaetothyriales, Herpotrichiellaceae.
AUGAACGGCAACAACAAAUCCGGCGCUGCGCGCUUCGAUCCCACCUUCACCCGGAAUGUUAUCAAUGCCAUGGGUCCCAAGACUUCCCCUCGGAUGCGGGAAGUCAUGACCAGCUUGAUCACACACCUUCACGACUUUGCUCGCGAGAUUGAGUUGACAGUGGAAGAGUGGGAUGAGGGUGUCCGUUUGAUCAACUGGGCUGGCCAGAUGAGCAAUGACAGACGGAAUGAAGGUCAACUGGUGUGCGAUGUUGUCGGCUUGGAAACACUCGUGGAUGAAAUCACAUACAAGAAGGCAGCCGAAGCCGCCGAUCUGGCCACUCAGAGCGCUAUACUUGGUCCCUUCUUCCAGACUGACCACACGAUCCGCAAGAAGGGCGACAGCAUCUCCACCAAUACUCCGCAGGAUGCCGAAGUUGUGUAUUUGUACGGCCAAGUUGCGGAUGCCACUACCAACAAGCCCUUGAGGAAUGCUUCAGUCGAUGUUUGGCAAGCGUCCACAAACGGGUUGUACGAACAACAGGACGAGAACCAACCAAAGUCGAACCUAUGCGGCAAGUUCUACACGGAUGAGAACGGAGAGUACGGCUUCUAUUGCUUGAGACCAACCCCUUACCCGAUCCCAUACGAUGGACCAGCGGGUAAACUGCUCCAAUUGCUUGACAGACACCCCUACAGACCAGCCCACAUCCAUUUCAUCGUGAGUAUUGAAGCUCCGUGCCUCAGAGGUCAGAAAGUGACAGUCGCGCAGGUGUUGGCCGAGGGCUACAAGCCCAUCACGACCCAGAUUUUCGACAAGGAGAGCAAGUAUCUCGACGAUGAUUCUGUCUUUGCGGUCAAGGACUCCUUGAUUGUCGAGUUCGUACCCCGGCAAGGUGACGCGCAGGCCCAAAAGGAAUUGAGAUAUGACAUCAAGAUGGCUCCGCUGUCCUCCAAGGGAGAAUCCGGCGAAGCGUUAGUGACCGAAGGCAUGGGUCGCGGCUUUUAA